CCUCCUACUCGUCGUGUUAACAAAAUACGAGGCUGUCUCAGACGAAGAAUGCACACAUCGACUAACAGACCAUAAAAUACAUGGAUGUAUCAAACCGGAGUCCUGUUUUACCAAGUUGGGAAUCAUCACAAUUUACCUUUUCGAUUUUUAAUCUUUAGACGACGGAAUUGUAACAUUGGGUCGACCGUUUGGAUAAGAACAAUGAAACGGCAAGUACUGUGGCUAUUGUCUGUCGUCUGCUUUGGUUUUGUGAACGGGCAGGUCAGCUACUCCAUACCGGAGGAAAUGUCAAAAGGCUCGUUAGUCGGAAACAUAGGAGUUGAUCUGGGUUUGGAUAUCAAAAGGCUUAAGGCUGGUAAAGCUCGUAUCUAUACAGGGGACAGUGCUCAGUAUAUCGAACUGAACAGAGAACGAGGGGUCCUUCUUAUUAAAGACAAAAUAGACCGCGAAGCACUCUGCAGACAGACAACGCCUUGCGCUUUGCAUUUCCAAAUUACAUUAGAGAACCCGUUAGAAUUAUUCCCGGUUACUGUGGAAAUCACAGAUAUAAAUGACAAUGCACCAAUAUUUCAAAAGGAAGAGAGAACGUUUGAAAUAAGCGAGUCAGCUGUUGUUGGCUCUAAGUUUAUGUUGGAGAAGGCGAUUGAUCCUGAUAUCGGGCUGAAUGGUCUCCAGAGAUACACUCUCCGACCGAGCGAUCAUUUUAUACUCAAGUUGCAUAGUCAGUCAGAUGGAAACAAAAAAGUCGAAAUGAUUUUACAAAAGCCGUUGGACAGAGAGAAACAAGAACGUAUGUCUUUAGUUUUGACGGCUGAAGAUGGAGGAGAACCACAAAUGACCGGAACAAUGCAGAUUCAUGUUAACUUGUUAGACGCUAACGAUAAUGCUCCCGUCUUUAGUAAAACUGUUUAUAAGGCAAGCAUUACUGAGAACUCUGCAGCUGGUUCACUCAUUACCAAAGUCAGUGCAUCUGAUGUAGACAAAGGAUCAAACGGAGAGGUGAUCUAUGUAAUCGGGAACACUGCGGAUACUGUUUCAAAAUUAUUUCACAUUAACAACGAGGGUGAUGUAAUAUUAGAUGGUUCAAUAGAUUAUGAAAAAGAAAAGAAUUACCACAUCGAUAUAGAAGCGAUUGAUCAAGGCGGACUUUCGGACUCUAGUAAGCUAAUAAUUGAUGUAAUUGACGUAAAUGAUAAUAACCCUGUUAUAAAUAUGAUAUCAGCAUCAGGUUCGGUGCCAGAGGAUUCAUCCCAUAAAACGGUAAUAGCAUUAAUGAGUGUAAAUGACCCUGACUCUGAUAUUAAUGGGAAAGUUCACUGUUUUAUAAAUGAAAAUAUUCCCUUUGAAAUUAAAAUUACAUCAAAUAAUUUCUAUAGUAUCGUGACAGACAGUGACUUGGACAGAGAGAGAAAUUCUGAGUAUAAUAUAACUGUGACCUGCUCUGAUGAAGGAGUACCCUCCCUCUCCAGCAGCGUCACUCUCACUUUACAGAUCUCUGAUGUCAAUGAUAACCCUCCUGUCUUUGAGAGGAGCUCAUAUGAGGCCUACAUAGUAGAAAACAACACACCUGGUCUCUCUAUAUUCACAGUCAAAGCCACAGACUCUGACUGGAACCAGAAUGCCCGUGUUUCUUACAUACUGGAAGACUCCUCUGUUAACGGAGUGCCAGUCUCCUCAUAUGUGUCCGUUAGUGCUGAUAGUGGAGUCAUCCAUGCAGUGCGUUCUUUUGACUAUGAGCAGAUCAAAGAUUUCCAGUUCAGGGUCAAAGCUCAGGAUGGAGGCUCCCCUCCACUCAGUAGUAAUGUGACUGUGAAAAUAAUGAUCCAGGACCAGAACGACAACGUCCCUCAGGUUCUGUACCCAGUCCAGACUGGUGGCUCUCUGGUGGCUGAAAUGGUGCCUCGUUCAGCAGAUGUGGGCUAUCUGGUCACUAAAGUGGUGGCUGUCGAUGUGGACUCUGGACAGAAUGCCUGGCUCUCCUAUAAACUGCAGAAAGCCACAGACAGGGCGCUGUUUGAGGUGGGCUUACAGAAUGGAGAAGUAAGAACUAUCCGCCAAGUCACUGAUAAAGAUGCAGUCAAACAAAGACUGACUGUUAUAGUGGAGGACAACGGACAGCCCUCUCGUUCAGCUACAGUCAUUGUAAACGUGGCGGUGGCGGACAGCUUUCCUGAAGUGCUGUCUGAGUUCACUGACUUUACACACGACAAGGAGUACAAUGAUAACCUGACUUUUUACUUAGUGUUGGCUUUGGCUGUGGUUUCCUUCCUCUUCAUCACAUGUGUGGUGGUCAUUAUAUCAGUGAAAAUCUACAGAUGGAGACAGUCUCGCAUCCUGUAUCACUCCAAUCUGCCAGUGAUUCCAUAUUAUCCACCACGUUACUCCGACACUUUGGGGACAGGGACUCUCCCACACGUGUACAACUACGAGGUGUGCAGGACGACUGACUCCAGAAAGAGUGACUGUAAGUUUGGCAGAGCUGGUAGUCAGAACGUGCUGAUAAUGGACCCCAGUUCAACAGGGACGAUGCAGAGGAUACAGAGUGAAAAGAGCAUCCUGGAUGAACCAGACUCUCCUCUAGAGGUUAGCAUCACCAUGUGCACAUUUAUCACACUUCCUUUUCUUUGUAUGUCAUUUUAAAUAUCACCGACUUAA
Molecule: messenger RNA, 2655 nt
Organism: Sphaeramia orbicularis (orbiculate cardinalfish)
Lineage: Eukaryota; Metazoa; Chordata; Actinopteri; Kurtiformes; Apogonidae
Product: protocadherin beta-16-like
Exons: 1
Coding region: 85-2640 (851 amino acids)
Biological process (GO): homophilic cell-cell adhesion
Cellular component (GO): plasma membrane
Molecular function (GO): calcium ion binding
Source: RefSeq, a predicted model, not a curated record